AUGGAAGAAUCUCGCGAUACCAGCACUCUCAAUAUAAAUUUACGCGGCAAAGAAGUCAGAGUUCUUUUGCCUGCCAGAUUUGACUACAUCCACGGAGGUCACGCUAAACUUAUCACCGAAAUCCAAAAUAAAUUCAAAAAAGUGCAUCUGGUCCUUGGCUUGAUUGUUGAAGACACAAAUACCUCGCUUCUUUCUCUGACUGAAAAAGUAGAAACCCUAAAGCACUUCAAAGGAAUCGACGAAAUCAGAACACUUAAAGGAGAGGUAACGGCUGAAACCUUAAAAGCGCUGAAGGUAGAUUACGUUGCAACUGCAACCGCAUCUGAGAUCUCGGUUGAUAUACCAGAAAAGGUCCUUGAGUUCCCUAAAGAGCUUGAUAUAGACACAGAUGAAAUUAUCAUUAGGGCAAUUCGAAAUUAUGACACUCUAGUAGGGAAGCUAUUGAAUGAAGGAUAUGAUCCACAUGAAAUUGGGGUCUCCAAAGCAAAGGUCAUGCAGAUUAAGCUGAAGAAAAAAUUGAGAAAGUUGGCAAGGGUCAUGAAGACGAAAGGGGUGGAAUAUGGAAGGAAGGCCGAAGAGAUUGUUGAUUACACAAGGACAAGCUUAAGGGAGUUUGUUACAGAUUUGACUGAAAAAAGCGAAAAUGCUGUUGCAAAGUGGGCUUCAAAGUGUGGAAAUCGCGUGAAAAACUUAAUUACGCUUGCAAAAGAAGGGUGGGAAAGGCUAGAUUAG
Molecule: messenger RNA, 732 nt
Organism: Blepharisma stoltei
Lineage: Eukaryota; Ciliophora; Heterotrichea; Heterotrichida; Blepharismidae
Source: the annotation of a GenBank genome assembly